This is a messenger RNA of Clunio marinus, 3050 nucleotides long. The record is from the annotation of a GenBank genome assembly. NCBI's taxonomy places the organism in Eukaryota, Metazoa, Arthropoda, Insecta, Diptera, Chironomidae.
GUACCAAAAGAUCACACUUUUCGGCUUCUAAUCAUCAAACCCUCAUAUAAAGCGAUUGAUCAAAUUGUGAUGAACUUUCAUGAACAUUGUGAAACUUUUGAAUAAUAAAUAUCUGAAUAUUAGAAUCUCGAAGAGCGAGUAACCAAGUGCUUAAAUGAUUAAAACGCGAGAACUCUAAACAUUUAGUAACACAUAAAAGAAAAGUGAAAUAAAAUAAAAACUUUCGAGAAGAAGAAACAUGAAAAAUUAAAUCGAUACAACAAUGCAAUAAAAAAAUAAAUUAAAAUAAACUGAGGCUGUUUUCUACAUUUUUGUAUCGUGUGAAUUAAUAAGGAAAGUUAACUCGAAGAGUUUGAGCAUCUAAAACACCACAAGACAUAACACCACUUACGCCAUUCAUUUAACUGAUAAACGUCACCAAGUAAAUUAUACAACGCUUCUGUGUCCAUCAUCAAACAAACGAGAAAAAAAGCAUUUUUUGCGGGUACUUAGCAUAAAAAAGAACUACUACUUCACCAAUCACCUUGACACGGGACGUCAGCAAAAAAAAUCAUCCGAAACUUCACAGCGUUAUUUAUUUAAUCAGUCAUCAAAAAAGGAUAAUUCAGAGAAGUCAAAUAUUUGAUUCAAGUGAUCAGAGUAAAAAUGCUUCAUUCCACUUCGUCACCACCGCUUCAAUCUCUCUUGCAACGCAAUUGUUCGCCAUUAAAACAAAACUCAACAAUGAACGGCCCAGGUAGUGCACAAGACAGUUAUUUUAUAUUUGAUGAGCUCUCGACCGCACUGCCGGAGCGCAAUAACAACUCUGAAUGUAGUAAAAUCAUUGGAAAUAAUAGUUUUUCCAUGCAAUCGAAUAAAUCUUCAUCGGUUGGUUCGAGCAUCGGUGGCUCAACGAACACAUCAACUGCAACAAAUCUCUCAUCAACAUUCCAACGUCCACAAUACAAUCAGCAGCAGCAAAGAUUUGGUUUUGGUGAGUUUUGAUAAAAAAAACUGAAAAUCGCAAAAGCAAUCAGACAUUCAUGAAAAAUUCACCAUCUACAUAUAAAAUAGUCACAUUCAAUGAAGCUUUAAGUAUUAUUGUCAGCGGUGUCAAAUGAGUUAUUAUAUAAAUCAAUUAAUCAAACAUGCUACCGCGAACCAUCAAAUAUUAAAGCUAAUUUUUUGUUAACGUUUAAUGUGCAAAUUUUUUUAUCAAACUUCCACUCGUGCUUUAACAUUUUGCUUAGGAGAAAGUCGUAAAUUUUUUAAGUUGAACUUUAUGGCUCAUAAGUCAGAAAAAAUUUAUGUAAGGAACGAUGUUGUUUCACUUCAUAAAAUGAAAAGAAAAAGUCGCAAGUAACUACAUUUCAUGAAGCAUGCUUCAUGUUACGAUACUUAAAGUCGACAUAUAUUCGACAGAUUCUAAAUUAUACGAAGAAUGAAGCACACACAAAUGAUUCGUAAAUCACAAUACGAUGAAAACAAUCCUAAACAUUAACAAUAUUAUUUGCAUAUCUCCUUAAUGAUCUCAUGUCUGAUGUGAUGAGAAUAACUCGUUAAGUGAAAGACAUCCAUAGAUAUGAAAAGAUUCUUCUUGUAACUUUUAUGAUGGCACAUAAAAUUAUUAUUACUGUUCACACAUUCAAGGAUUUUAUUCGGGUGGAAAAUUAUUUUCAAUGCAUAUUGAAGUUUGUACGCUUCAUAAGAAAGUCCCUUCAGUAAAUAUCAUCCUUUCUCUUGAAAUUUUAUGAACUGAAAAUUGAGUCAAAGUCGCAUUGUUGUUACUUGAAUACAUUUAUGUUCCACACUCCUUCAUAAUGUCAACAAUACUUACAGAAAAAUGAUAACAAAGAUUAUUUAAGUAAAGAUGAUAUUCAAGAGGGUUAAGAAAUGAGAUUGAAACAAGAGUUUUUCUCAACAGUAUCCGGUGUUUAACUUUUCCAGAUACGGAUAAAUACUUUUAUAAUGGUUUAUGUACUUAUUUACGCUUUAAAUUUUCUUACUUGCAUAUUGAAUCCUGAAAUAUUAAAUGAGAGAGCGAUAAACAUAAGAAAAGGAGGACAUUGAAGCUUUAAUCUGAAAGCUCGCUUGUCAUUAAAGAACUUGCAGAAUAUUCAUUAACAGGAAAUGUCAGCGUAUCAAUUCAUCACUGUUGAAUAUCAUCAUUGUGUAAAUAAAUAUUUGAAUACGCAUAACUUACCUAAUUCUUAUAAAUCUUUCUUCUUUUCAAUGUAUAAACUUUUUUAAUUAAAAGGUAAACAAUACCAGCUGAAAUCUUUUCUACGAAUAGCAAAUUAAGUAUCAAUAACUACUACGAAAAAUAAAGCAGGCUAAGCCACCUUCUCGAACCACAAUCAUCAUAACACCAUCUUAUAAAAUAAAUCUUAUCAUCAUUAGAAUCAUCUUACUACUACAUCUUCUUCUUCUUCUUUUUAUGCUACUAAAUCGUGCUGUAAACAAUCAAAACUCAACAAACUCUAUUAUAUUAUUUUCAUCGCUCUCAUUAUCACCCGCUCGCUUCAAGGACACAAAACAGAAUAUAUUUAAUUGUCUCCUAAUUUUAUAUCCCAGCAAUAUUUGUAAUUAUGAGUUCAUUUUUUCAGUAGAUGAAUACAUGGACAUGUUGUGAAAGUUAAAAAAAAACAAAACAUGAAAGAAUUUACACAAAGAGUGAAAUGAACAAAGAAAAAAAAAUAAAAGAAUAUAAUCGCUUUUUCUAACUUUUUGUUUCUAAACUUUUAUUUUAAUUAUUUAUGAUUUCAAUCUCGAUGAAUUAAAGAUUGAAAAUAUUUGAAUAUCAAAGAUUGUUGUCACAUUGUUUAGGGUCAUAAAACACACAAACAUGGGGAUAGAGUGGAGUGAGAAUUAAUUAAGAAUCAAAUGAAUUACAUUUCAUUUCAUUCCAUUCAUUCUCACUCACUUUCCCUCCAUCUUUCUUCUUCCUUUCGCGACAAAAAUUGUGUUGUUAUUUGGUCUAAGGAUUAUUUAAUCGCCACAUCAUUUUUAUUCAUCUUUCUAAUGAUUAAUAAUAAUAUUUAAUAAUAAAAAAAAACACCAACAAAUCAAAC